Messenger RNA from Elgaria multicarinata webbii, 695 nucleotides. RefSeq lists its product as uncharacterized. The transcript is spliced from 3 exons. Bases 82 to 333 code for a protein of 83 amino acids. The record is from RefSeq and is a predicted model, not a curated record. NCBI's taxonomy places the organism in Eukaryota, Metazoa, Chordata, Lepidosauria, Squamata, Anguidae.
GGGCGGAGCAGGGGGCGGGGCGGGACUCCCGCGUUUGACACUCCAGCAGAGGAGAGCCAUCAGCGGCCAGGCGCCUCCAAGAUGGGAGCCAAGUUCCCGAGCUGCUUCCCCCGAGGAAGGCGCUGGAGACGGGGCAGCACGACGGGGCAGCAGCAGCAGGCGCCCCCCACGGAGGCAUCCGCCCACAGCCCCGACGUCCCCGCCGCACGGACCCGAUCCACCCCAUCCACCAGCAGCGAGACGGAUCCCCAGAGCGGACGGGCCUACUUCAGCGGCAAAGCGCGCGUCUCCUUCCGCCACCAGCUGGACUCGGAGAGGGAUUCCACCAACUGACUCCUGCGCCGGAGCGGAGGAACACGUGUGACGGCAGCCAGGGCCCUGCCGCCGGGGCCCCCAGGGAGACCACUGGCCAGCAGGGCUGGGUCAGCCCAGAGGCCCUCUCCCCAAGUAGAGGUCCCUGCUUUAUUAGGGGGAGGGGGCCGGGAAUGCUUGACGGCGCCCUUCCAGAAGCAUUAAAGAAGUCGGGGUUGGAGCGGAGAAGUCAGAUGGUUGCAGGGUGGGGGGAAGGGGGGCAGCAAAGCAGCCCUGGGGCUGAGGCUCGGGCAGGCUUGCUCUGAAGCAAGACAGACACAGGCAUGACCCCAAUCCCAUAGCCCUGGCAGAUGUACAACAAUAAAAGUAGCGAGUGCUCCUGA